GAAACAAUUAAAAAAUAUUAUUAAAUCAACAACAUCAUCAACAAUAUCAUCAAUAAGAACAUUAAAUAGUAGUAAUAUUAUUAAACAUAAUAAUAAUGUAUUGAAUAUCGGAUUGAAUCAACAUCAACAUGAUGAAUAUCAUACUCAAUUAAUUAAUUAUCAACCAUUUACAAUGGAACAAUUAAUUAAAAUUCCAAAAGCAGAACUUCAUAGACAUUUAGAUGGUAGUUUAAGAAUUGAAACAAUGAUUGAUUUGGCUAAAAGAAAUAAUAUUUCACUUCCAUCUUUAGAAAUUAAUGAAUUAAAAAAGGCUUUAACAAUAUUUACAAGCAUUUUCACAUACAAUUCCUUUAUUACAAAUUCAAUUGAAAGAGUAGUUUAUGAAGUAUGUGAAGAUGCCUAUAAAGAUGGUAUACUAUAUUUAGAAAUAAGAUUUGCAUCAAUAUUACAUACUAAAUUAGGAUUAACAUUAACACAAGUAAUGGAAUAUGUAAUUAAUGGUAUAAAUUUAGCAGAAAAAGAAUUAAAUGGAUUUAAAUGUAGAUUAAUAGUUUCUGGAUUAAGAGAUUUAGAUCCACAAAUUGUUUAUGAAAUGGCACAAGUUGCAAUUAAAUUUCAAAAUCAUAAAGUUGUUGCUUUUGAUUUAGCUUCAAGAGAAUUAAAUUAUCCUGCUAAUUUACAUUUAAAAUCUUAUCAAUUAAUACAUCAAAAUUAUUUAAAAUCAACAUGUCAUGCAGGUGAAGCAACUGAUUCCAAUUAUAUACAUGAUUCAAUUAUAAAUUGUGGAGUACAAAGAAUUGGACAUGGUACAAGAUUAUUUCAAGAUGAAAAUUUAUUAAAAUAUGUGAGAGAUUGUAAAAUUGCAUUGGAAAUUUGUGUUACUUCAAAUUAUCAAACAAAGGCUGUUAAUUCUUAUAAGGAACAUCCUUUACCUUUAUAUUUUAAAUUUGGUAUACCUGUUUGUAUAUGUACUGAUAAUACAUUAAUGAGUAAUAUUACACUUUCAGAAGAAUUAUUUAGAAUUCAAAAUUUAUUUAAUUUUACAAAUGAUGAAAUUAUUAAAAUGAUUAGAAAUGGAUUUGAAUAUUCAUUUUUAACUUGGCCAGAAAAGGAAGAAAUGUUAAAUAAUUUUGAUACUUUUAUUAGUAAUAAUAAAUUUUAAUUCAAAUUUUUCAUUC
Molecule: messenger RNA, 1178 nt
Organism: Naegleria gruberi
Lineage: Eukaryota; Heterolobosea; Eutetramitea; Acrasida; Naegleriidae
Exons: 6
Coding region: 173-1162 (329 amino acids)
Biological process (GO): inosine biosynthetic process; negative regulation of adenosine receptor signaling pathway; adenosine catabolic process
Cellular component (GO): external side of plasma membrane; cytosol
Molecular function (GO): adenosine deaminase activity
Source: RefSeq, a predicted model, not a curated record